Messenger RNA from Columba livia (rock pigeon), 2900 nucleotides. It is a transcript of the gene COQ10B, whose product is annotated as coenzyme Q10B. Gene Ontology annotation, molecular function: ubiquinone binding. Gene Ontology annotation, biological process: cellular respiration; ubiquinone biosynthetic process. Lineage: Eukaryota; Metazoa; Chordata; Aves; Columbiformes; Columbidae. The coding region runs from base 208 to 891 and encodes 227 amino acids. The transcript is spliced from 5 exons. Gene Ontology annotation, cellular component: mitochondrion. The record is from RefSeq and is a predicted model, not a curated record.
UUUAGUGUAGAUGUUGACAGAGAACACUGAGGUGCAAUCUUAGAAUUACUAACAUUUCUUAAAGGUAUUUUGUUAAGUUUUAGUUUUGAAAAUACUGUGUCCAAGGUUUUGCAUGAUAUUUUCUGGAGGAUAUUUUGAAAUCUGGGCAACCGAUGCGCUUUCUGAAAGGACUUUCAAAAUGAAACUGUCCUUUGAAGAGAAGGAAGGAUGGCAGCAGAGGAUUAUAGCAGAUCCAAUUUGGUAUCUCCAAGUGGGACCUUCUCGCUGCAUAUUCCAAAAGGGCACUUGGCUUCCUGUGGUAUUCUGAUGACCAGAACUUCUCCUUUGCAAGUACCUGUAAUGAGCCAUACCUUUUCAAGAACUUUCUUCAAGAUUGCUGCACCACUAGUCAACAAAAGAAAAGAAUAUUCUGAAAGAAGAAUUAUAGGGUAUUCUAUGCAGGAAAUGUAUGAAGUUGUUGCUGUUGUGGAGAAUUACAAGCUAUUUGUUCCUUGGUGUAAGAAGUCAGAUAUCUUAUCGAAGCGCUCUGGAUACUGCAAAGCACAGCUAGAAAUAGGAUUCCCUCCUGUAGUGGAGAGGUAUACGUCAGUUGUUACCCUAGUGAGACCACAUUUAGUUAAGGCCUCUUGCACAGAUGGGAAACUAUUUAAUCACUUGGAAACAGUGUGGCGUUUCAGCCCGGGGAUCCCUGGUUAUCCAAGGACAUGUACAUUGGAUUUUUCAGUUUCUUUUGAAUUUCGCUCACUUCUACACUCAAAACUCGCUACGCUCUUUUUUGAUGAAGUGGUAAAGCAGAUGGUGGCUGCCUUUGAAAGAAGAGCAUCCAAACUGCACGGCCCAGAAACAACCAUACCUCGGGAGCUAAUGCUUCAUGAAGUGCAUCAGACGUAAAAGGGAUAAUUGUAACAGCCUCCAUCAUAAACUCAUUUGUACAAGAGGUGCCACGUCCUCCUUUGGGGCAUCUGUUUCAUGUCUGAGCUUUGUGUGUGACUUUAUACUGUACAAACUCACCUGUUCAGCCAGAUGUAUAUAGAAUGUUCAAGCUACAGUCAAGUGCAACUUAAAGUGUUACCAGUAACAGACAAUUAGCUACUGUAACACAAGGUAUCUCAGGCUGCUGGUUAUGAACUUGCCCAUCACAGCGGAAGUUUUGCCUUUUUCAAGCUUACAGCUUUUUUUUUUUUUUUUUUUUUUUUUUCAGCAUUGUAACAUACUAACUUAAGUUAUUGGGAGCGUGAAUGUAACUUAACAGCAUCAACUCAAGCCAGGGAAGCUGACGCUGUCUUUAGGCAGUGCGGAACAGUUUGUGCAGCGUCCAGCAGCAGGUGCUUUUAAUCCAAAUGAGUGACAAGCAUGAGGCUGGAGCCUCCAGCUGCUGCCUUCCGCAAGGAAAAACAACUCAGCCUGAGCACUCCUGAGUUUUCAGGAGUUAGAUGUAAGGGCUACACAGCUCACCUAAUGCAAAUAGUUCCUGUUCCAACAAAGCUUCAAGUCAAUAAAUGUUACCUCUGGAGUGCUGGGGCACAGAUGCACACCCAUCUGUCUGUCCUCUGCUGACUGCAGCCUGAGCACACCAGGGACACUUGUCACUAAAUCCAACGAUACAGCUCAACUUCAGUUCUUAAGAGUUUUUUCAGUACCAUACGAUCAUUUAUUUAAUUAGCCCAUUACAAUUGUUCCCCAUCUUGAUUGUCAGUAGUUCUAUUCCUUACAUUAACCUUCUCUUUCCAACCUCUGAAGAAAUGUAAAUGGAACAGAUUGUAACUCCUGGCUGGUGCUCCCUUCAGUACAUCUUACCAAAACCAGGUGGAGCUUCAGGGCAGGUGCUGAGGCUGGUCCUUGCUCCCAAGUGUCUGCAACCUGCAUGGUUACUAAAGAACAGUGUGUUAAAUUACACAGGAAGGUAUGUUUCAGGUCAUUUAGGUCCUUUACCAGAAAGAGCAGCUGAAAUUUCACAGGUUGUAGUAGGAAGCUGGGCAAAGUGUCAGCUGGAUGAAGAGGUCAGUUUUAAAGCACCGAGAAGUUUGUAAAGCGGUUUUGUUUGUGGAGACAGAUUAACAUACACAAGUUUGGAAAGCAGGCAGGAAAGACUUUACACAUCAAUAGCACCAGCUGUGUGAGGUUGAAGAACAGUAGGUGGCAAACAAAGCAGUCAUUUUUAAGGUUAAAGUAGCAUCUAGGGUAAAAUAACUAAAAAUAAAUCCUGGAGCACAUUACCAGAAAACUGGAAGUCUCAAGUCAAGGAGACAAGACACUACACCCAAGCAAGUAUUCAAACUCCCCCCAACCCUUUGUUAGCAAAGCCGACCUGUUUGAUCCCACAGCACUAUGGAAGAUGCACACGGAACGAGCACUACAGACCAGCAAAUAAAGUCAGUGCACGUGCCUUCUUUUUGUAGCAUUGUUUAAUAUGCCAAAGAACUGCAGUGUCAGUUCAGCUCAGAGAUUCCUUAGCAAAACCUAAAAGUCACCUGUAUUUCAGAGAAAGACUCUAGGCACAGGAAUGUUUCCUGGAGGGAAAUGACCCGUCAUUUCCAGGCAUGUGUCAGAUUUCUAGUAAAUCUUAGAAGCAAGAGGGGGUCAAGGUUCUCCUGUGACUAUGGCUUUGUGUGCAGAUGAAUAAGGUGAUACAUUUUGUAACUUUUGAGCAGUUUGUUUUAUUACAUAAAGGUCACAUAACUGUAUUGUUGCCUACUUUGUACACAAUUGUCUAGUCUCACGCACAGUGGCUUCCAAGUUCUUCCUAGUACUGGCAAGCACCAUUGAAUUCUGAAACAGAGUAUCAAGUGCCUUAAUUAAAUCAGGACCUUGGGUAGAUGGAUCUUGCACCCAGUUAUCAGGAAUGUACAAAUGUCUUUAUUCAAAAAAAUACAAAAUAAAUUAUCUGUAGGCAUGGACAA